Molecule: messenger RNA, 1410 nt
Organism: Toxotes jaculatrix (banded archerfish)
Lineage: Eukaryota; Metazoa; Chordata; Actinopteri; Toxotidae
Product: calmodulin-like protein 4
Exons: 4
Coding region: 534-887 (117 amino acids)
Cellular component (GO): myosin II complex
Molecular function (GO): calcium ion binding
Source: RefSeq, a predicted model, not a curated record
AACCCUUUACACAGAGAUAGUUGAGAUAGUUUAAAAUCUUGCUCUUUAUAUGGUUAGAAGCAACUUACUUUUAUUAUAUGACACUGUAGUGUCAUAUGGUGGGCGUUUAAUAAUUGGUCCAUUCGUUUUAUUGGAGGAGUGGAAAGGGAAAGGACAAUGCAACACUGGAUCUGGUAUCAGCGUUUCCACAGCAACGCAUAUUAAAUUACGUAGAGGCUUCCAGGUGGUGGACUUUAAACAUAGGUGGAGGGACAGGUGACGCAGGCUAUAGAGAAGCCUUUCCUUCCUGGAAAGACACAAAGGAACAGUAAAAAUGGUAAGUGCAAAGAAACGUUCCAUUAAGAAUCUUUUUUCAUGUAUUUUCUUAUGUAACAGCUGUUGUUGUGUACUUACCUGCCAAGUGACGCCGUACUUUUGUCACGUUGCAGGCUAAAUUCUUCACACCGGUUCAAAUCAAUGAGUUUAAGGAGUGCUUCUCCUUGUAUGACAAGAAGCGUAAGGGCAAGAUUGAUGCCAAAGACCUGAUCACUGUUAUGCGCUGUCUGGGUACAAGCCCCACGUUUGGUGAAAUUGAAAGACAUCUGCAAGUUCACAAAAUUGAAAAGACGGGUGAGCUGGACUUCUCUUCAUUCCUGACAAUGAUGCACAGACAGAUACAACAGGAGGAUCCCAAGACAGAAAUCCUGGAGGCUUUGAGGAUGACAGACAAGCAGAAGAAAGGAUACAUCCAGGCAUCUGAGCUCCGAGCCAAGCUCACCAUGUUGGGAGAGAGACUCACGGACAAAGAAGUGGAUGAGCUCUUCAAAGAAGCAAACAUCAAGUCAAACGGGUCCAUCAACUAUGAAGAGUUCACCCAGAUGGUGACGCUGCCACCUGUCGAUUACUGAUUUUUUGAGAAAGAAAAAAACCUUCAGAACAGCAGCCAUGAUAGGGAACUGACUUUACACACUGAUCGCAGUUAGCAGAGAACACAUGCUGCAUUGAAUCUACAUGUUUAAAACCGCAGUUCUGUAUUGACAGACUUUUGAGACUGAAAAUAGCCCUCUCAGUGUUUUUUUUCCCUCAUGAUAAUUCCCUGAUUAUUUAAUUAAAUGCAAAGCCUCUUUCCUCCAACUCUUUCCAUCGGUUUCCUCUAUGAGUGAACCCACUGUGAGGCACCGCUGUUCUACUGUAUCGUAACUUAAACUGUACAAUAAAUUUUAGCAUGUUGUUCUUUGUUGGGGUCAAAUUUUAAAAUGAUUAAAUUCUCAGUACAGCUUUUGUCAAGCCUAAACAAUAAUUGUGAAUGUAAUGUUCAGUCUGAUGUAGUGCUGCAUGCUUGUGAGCGGCACCUUUCGUUCCCUGAUGUACUUUUUCUUCAUGUGGCACUGUAAACUUUCCUCACAUCAGUAUUAAACUGCUUUCUCUUCA